AGGUUUUUGUAUUAAUUGGCAUUUGGUAAAAGUGGGUAGCAUUACAUUGGGAUAUAAUAAACCAGUCUUAGCUCGACGCCCGUGUUUAAUUCACGACUCCCAAACUGCAUACCUUGACAUGGCGCAGCCGGUACCUAAGUGAAAUUAUAUUGAGAUAAAGUGGAUUUCGUUGUUUUGUGCGGCUAAUAAAUGACAAACGGUGAAAGUGAGCAGUUUGCCGAUUCUUAGGGAGGAUAUCGUCGUCAUUUCUUUAACAAUGGAGUCAGUUUUACAACCACCGCCGCCAUUCUCGUUUGAGAAUAAUCUAGUUAAUGUGACAUCCGGAAAUUUAAGUGCUGAGUGGGACAAUUGGAAGAAAUCUUUUAAAAUCUAUUACGAAGCAUGUGAACUUUCGACGAAACCUAAAAAAGUGCAAGUGAAUAUAUUGUUGCAUGUCAUCGGAACCAAAUGUCGUGAAGUGUACGAGCAAUUUACAAACGAGGAGACGGAUACGGUGGAAGACUUGCUAAGAAAGUUUGACGCGUUUUUUGUUCCGGUAAAAAAUUUGGCAGUCGAAAGGCAUAAAUUUUUUAAAAGAGAUCAGAAGGACUUAGAGUCAACCGAACAGUACAUUUUUGAAUUAAAUAAAAUAGCUGCCAAAUGCGAGUUUGGAGAAUUGCGUGAUGGUUUAGUGUGUAGCAGGUUCAUAUGUGGUGUAAAAGAGGUGACCCUUUCGGAACGGAUGUUGAGGGAACCGGACAUUUCAUUAAAGAAAGCAAUCGACAUAUGCAAGUUAGCAGAGAUGUCUAAAAUACACGCAUUAAAUAUAAAGACAAAUAGUGUCGAACAGCACGUACACGAAGUUUCACAAAACAAUAAUCAAUCCGGAACUACAACCUGUGACGUGCAUGUAGUUAACAGACGUUAUGCCUCAGCCGCUAUAAAUCGCCCGCGCUGGCCGUCUCACACACCGAUGCGAUCAAACGCGCCCAGCGGGGCUCGGGAGCAUCAGACAUAUCACACCAGAUCUUCAUUUUAUACCCCUAACCCCAGAGAGAAGACGUUUAAUCUUCAUAACAAUCCAUCACCGCAAGCAACGUCAAGUGAACCGCAGAGAACUUUUAACGGCUGUAGUAAUUGCGGUCAUGCGCACAGAAGGAUGGAAUGCCCCGCGUUCGGAGUACGGUGUAACAAUUGCAAUCGGAUGAAUCACUAUGCGAGAAUGUGUCGAUCGUCGCGUCGCGUGUACGAAAUACAGGAGGACUCCACCGAUCAGGUAAUCGCUCAAGUUAAUAAUGUAAACAGUGACUGGUCAGUAAAUUUAGAGAUAAACAAAGGGUGUAUCACUUUUAAGCUAGAUUCUGGAGCGGAUGUUAAUGUAUUGCCUAAAAGAUUUUUAAGUAAAAUCCAGUUGUCAACUAAUGAUUUAACUAAAACGUCAACAAAGUUGCAUGGCUAUUCUGGGAAAGAGAUUAUCGUAGUGGGAAAAUGUUAUUUAAAAGUAGCUUACAGGGGAAAUACACAUUUUUUGAAGUUUAUAAUUGCCGAUGUUAAUUCGUGUCCGGUACUUGGCAGGAGUUCAUGCGUGGAAUUAAAUUUAGUUAAACUAAUUAUGUCUAUUAAUGAAAGUUCUCCAAGUGAAAAAAUAUUAGACGAAUUUUUAGAGGUUUUCGAGGGUAUGGGUUGCUUGCCAGGGGAAUAUAAAAUACAAUUAAAAAAUGACAUUUCCCCAGUAGUCCACGCUCCGAGAAAGCUACCGUUGGCAUUAAAAGAUCAGAUAAAAAAUAAAUUGGAUGAGAUGGAAGAGGAAGGUAUUAUUUCAAAAGUAGAGGGCCCCACAGAUUGGGUCAAUAAGUAGUAUGACGGUAGUCAAAAAACCAAAUGGUGACUUACGUUUAUGCCUGGAUCCCCGCGACUUAAAUAAAGCAAUUAGGCGUGAACAUUUUAAACUGCCAACUUUUGAGGAAAUUACGGCGGAGUUGUUAGGUGCGAAGUAUUUUAGCACAUUAGACGCGAAGCAAGGUUUCUGGCAAGUAAAACUCCAUCCAAGUAGCACAGACCUUUGUACUUUCAAUACGGUAUUCGGGAGAUAUAAAUUUUUAAGGAUGCCUUAUGGAAUCUCCUCGGCAUCUGAAAUAUUUCACAAACGGUUGUAUAGUCAUUUUGAUGAUAUAGAGGGUGUAGUAUUAUUUGUUGACGACUUGUUAGUGUAUGGUCCAACUAAGGAAAUUCAUGAUCAGAGAUUAAGAGCGGUGUUGAAUAGAUGUAAAGAUAUUAACAUAAAAUUAAAUAAGCAAAAAUGCAGAAUCGGCUUAACUGAAAUAAAAUAUCUUGGCC
Messenger RNA from Cydia pomonella (codling moth), 2316 nucleotides. RefSeq lists its product as uncharacterized. Lineage: Eukaryota; Metazoa; Arthropoda; Insecta; Lepidoptera; Tortricidae. Gene Ontology annotation, molecular function: nucleic acid binding; zinc ion binding. The coding region runs from base 257 to 1837 and encodes 526 amino acids. The record is from RefSeq and is a predicted model, not a curated record. The transcript has a single exon.